AUGGAUCAAUUAAAACCUCUUGUUUUCUGGAGCCACGUCCACGGCCCUAACCCUUGGAAGGUGGCUGUGGUACUCGAAGAUCUAAAAGUUCCAUACGAGACCAAAUUCAUUCAAUUCCCCGAAAUGAAACAGCCCCCCUACGAGAAGAUUAACAUCAAUGGGCGUGUUCCGGCUAUUGAGGACCCCAACACAGGGAUCACUCUUUGGGAAUCAGGCGCUAUUCUCGAGUACCUGGUUGAAACCUACGACAAAGCGAAGACAAUUAGUUUCGCACCUGGCACUUCCGACUAUUUCCAAGCCAAGCAGUUCCUACAUUUCCAAAUGUCUGGACAAGGGCCAUACUUUGGCCAAGCGCUGUGGUUCCACAGGUAUCAUUCUGAAGAGGUUCAUAGCGCGAAGGAACGGUAUCUGAAGGAAGUUCGCAGAGUUUGCGACGUACUGAACCGAUAUCUGGAUGGACGUGAAUACUUGGUUGGUGGAAAAUUCAGUUAUGCGGAUGUUGCGUUCAUUCCAUGGUUCAAGCUUGCCUUUGUCUCUUGGUAUGACACCACCACCCCCGGCGUGUUUGCGGACAAAAUCCAAUUGGGGGAUAAUUUCCCACACGUGGCUGCUUGGCUGAGCAGACUCGAGCAGAGGCCAUCUGUCGCGAAGACUUUUCAAGAUAUUAGAGCUGGACUUUUGACAAAGUAA
Messenger RNA from Ilyonectria robusta, 690 nucleotides. Its product is annotated as putative glutathione S-transferase. Bases 1 to 690 code for a protein of 229 amino acids. The record is from RefSeq and is a predicted model, not a curated record. NCBI's taxonomy places the organism in Eukaryota, Fungi, Ascomycota, Sordariomycetes, Hypocreales, Nectriaceae. The transcript has a single exon.